AUGGUUUUUGGGAAGAGAGACCUAUACGCUGAAGGAGUUUGGUGUAUCAAUGAUGUCAACACCACCUUGUAUAAAGAACUAAAACAUAAGUCUCAAGCAGCUCAUCCUUGGGCAUAUCAAGCCGAAUAUGGAAAAUACAUGACUUAUUAUUUGGUGGUUAUCAUAGGGCUAUUCAUCUUCAAAAGGCUUCAUUUUAGCUACGUGGAUGAGGAAGAUUUAAACAAUAGAUCCAAGGUAUUUGGUAGACCAAAUUUUUUCAAUAAAAUCGUUGCAUUUAAUAGGUAUAUUACUUAUCGAAGACUCCCAAUAACCCUUUGUGAAUACCUUGGGCUUCCUUGUUCGGUUGCCAAUGUUACAGUACUAUGUCUGACCCUAUUGUAUGUGUUAUGCUAUACAUUCAUACCCAAAGUCUGGUAUAGAGCCUGCAGCGGGUUUGGCAGUCCCCCUUUGGCGAUCCGUGCUGCUCUAGAAUGCAUGGCAUUUAUUCCAUUCAUCCUCAUUUUAUCAGGGAAGUCAAAUAUCAUCAGCACUUGGACAGGAGUGAGUUAUGAGCGACUCAAUGUUUAUCAUAGAUGGGCCUCUUUUAUUGCUUAUUUUUUGGCGUGGGUCCACAUUAUUCCAUUCUAUUACCAAGCAUAUAAGGAAGGUGGAGCUGGAAGAGUGAGCUAUAAGCAGAGGACGGAUGAGAUGUUUGUUAAUGGUAUUCCUCCAACAGUAUUUUUCACUUGGUUAUGUUUUGCAUCUUAUACAUCCAUUAGACAGUGGUGGUACGAAUUAUUUUUUCAUUUGCACUGGCUCUGUGGUAUCGGUUUUUGUAUAAGUUUGUAUAUUCAUAUCUACCCAGAAUUGGGCUCUCAAAAUUACUUAUAUGCUACAGUUGCAUUAUGGGGAAGUCAAGUGUUAUGGAGGUUUGUCGUGAAAACUGCUUUGAAACCAGGAAAACGAUUUCUAAAAACCAGAUCAUCCAAGGCCAGAAAAUUCUUGGUUAAGAAUGGAUCACGAGUCAGUGAAAGCUUCGAAAUAGCCAUCGAAAAUAAAGGCAUGGAUUUCCAUUGGAAACCAGGCCAGCAUUUAUUCAUUAGAGUCCCAGGAAUGAGAAUUUUGGAUAACCACCCUUUUUCCAUAUGCAACAUUCCAAAUGACGACCAAGAAAAUAUCAGACUCCUAGUCAAACCAGAAAAAGGGCUUACUAGAAAAAUUUAUAAUCAAAUCCCUGAAUCAAUGACCAGUGAUAUGAAGGUAUUUAUUGAUGGCCCUUAUGGUGGUACCCCAAGAGAAUAUGAUUCUUUCACAAACUUGUACUUGUUUGCCAAUGGAACUGGUGUCUCUGCCGUUUUACCAUUCUUGUUGGCUGGUUCUAGAUCAAUGAUCGAUAAAUAUUCCAGGAUUCGUGAAAUUAGGUUGGAUUGGAUAAUAAGGUUCGAUGAAGAUUUAGAGUGGGUCAGAAAUGAAUUAGAAUCUGUUCCUAAGAGUCUUAUUGAAUCUGGCAUUGUAACAAUUAAUGUUUAUUGUGUUAAUAAUAUCGAAGAUUCAAAUGCUGCCACGAAUCCUCUUGAUUCAGAAUCUAUUUCUUCUGAAGAAAAUCGUCACUUUCAGACAAAGCCAAAACAACCCUUCUUGCCCAAUAUUACCAAUUCCAAUAAGGGCAAUAGCUUGCUCAAUCUUUUUAAUUUCAAGCCUAUAAUCAAAGAUCUUUUCAUUGAUAUUAAGGAUUCUUUGGGCAGCAAAAAUAUGAUUGUGUGUUCUGGUUCUCAGUCGAUGAAAUUUGAAGUGGGGAAUAGUGUCGCUGCGCUACAAACUAGUGUUUUGGAAAAGAGCUCUAAGGUUAAGGAAGUCUACUUGCAUACUGAGAAUUUCGGUUGGUAG
Saccharomycopsis crataegensis is the source of this 1866-nucleotide messenger RNA. It is a transcript of the gene FRE7, whose product is annotated as putative ferric-chelate reductase. Gene Ontology annotation, cellular component: plasma membrane. The transcript has a single exon. Lineage: Eukaryota; Fungi; Ascomycota; Saccharomycetes; Ascoideales; Saccharomycopsidaceae. The coding region runs from base 1 to 1866 and encodes 621 amino acids. The record is from RefSeq and is a predicted model, not a curated record. Gene Ontology annotation, biological process: copper ion import; iron ion transport; intracellular iron ion homeostasis. Gene Ontology annotation, molecular function: ferric-chelate reductase activity.